Molecule: messenger RNA, 3235 nt
Organism: Loxodonta africana (African savanna elephant)
Lineage: Eukaryota; Metazoa; Chordata; Mammalia; Proboscidea; Elephantidae
Gene: TTYH2
Product: tweety family member 2
Exons: 14
Coding region: 40-1632 (530 amino acids)
Cellular component (GO): plasma membrane
Molecular function (GO): volume-sensitive chloride channel activity; intracellularly calcium-gated chloride channel activity
Source: RefSeq, a predicted model, not a curated record
GUGGCUGCUGCAGCUGGCUGGCCGUGGUAGGGCCGAGCCAUGCCCGCGGCGCGCGUGGAGUACAUCGCGCCCUGGUGGGUCGUGUGGCUGCACAGCGUACCCCACCUCGGCCUGCGCCUGCAGCCUGUGAACAGCACCUUCAACCCCCGCGACGAGAGUUACCAGGAGUCGCUGCUGUUCCUGGGGCUGGUGGCCUCCGUGGGACUGGCCUUGAACCUCAUCUUCCUGGCGGUUUACCUGGUCUGCUUGUGCUGCUGCCGGCGGGAGGAUGGGGUGCAGACCAAACAGCGCAACUCCUGCUGCGUCACUUGGACAGCCGUGGUGGCCGGGCUCAUCUGCUGCGCUGCUGUGGGCGUUGGUUUCUAUGGAAACAGCGAGACCAACGAUGGGGUGUACCAGCUGAUCUAUUCCUUGGACAACGCCAAUCACACCUUCUCUGGGAUUGAUGCUCUGGUUUCCGGAACCACCCAGAAGAUGCAGGUGGACCUGGAGCAGCACCUGGCCCGGCUCAGCGAGAUCUUCAUGGCCCGUGGUGACUACAUCCAGACCCUGAAGCUGAUGCAGCAGAUGGCCGGCAGCAUCGUGGCCCAGCUCUCAGGGCUGCCCGCGUGGAGGGACGUCACCGCCGAGCUGACCGAGGUGGCCGACCAGACCGGCUACGUGGAGUACUACAGGUGGCUCUCCUACCUCCUGCUCUUCAUCAUGGACGUGGUCAUCUGCCUGAUCGCCUGCCUGGGGCUGGCCAAACGCUCCAAGUGUCUGCUGGCCUCGAUGCUGUGCUGUGGGGUGCUGACCCUGCUCCUCAGCUGGGCUUCCCUGGCUGCAGACACCGCUGCCACAGUGGGCACCAGCGACUUUUGCGUGGCUCCCGACACCUUCAUCCUGAACGUCACGCAGGGCCGGAUCAGCACAGAGGUGACCCGAUACUACCUGUACUGCAGCCAGAGUGUGAGCAGCCCCUUCCAACAGGCGCUGACCAUCUUCCAGCGCUCGCUGACCACCAUGCAGAUCCAGGCCGCCGGGCUGUUGCAGUUUGCAGUGCCCCUCUUCCCCACGGCAGAGAAAGAUCUGCUGGGGAUCCAGCUCCUGCUGAACUCGUCUGAGGCCAGCCUUCACCAGCUGACAGCCCUGCUGGACUGCCGAGGACUGCACAAGGACUACCUGGAUGCCCUCACUGGCAUCUGCUAUGAUGGCAUCGAGGGCUUGCUCUACCUCGGCCUCUUCUCCCUCCUGGCCGCGCUGGCCUUCUCCACCAUGAUCUGCGUGGGGCCACGGGCCUGGAAGCACUUUACCACCAGGGACAGGGACUACAACGACAUCGACGACGACGACCCCUUUAACCCCCAGGCCCGGCGCAUCGCCGCACACAACCCCCCACGGGGGCCACUUCACAGCUUCUGCAGCUACAGCAGCGGCCUGGGCAGCCAGACCAGCCUGCAGCCCCCGGCCCAGACCAUCUCCAAUGCCCCCGUCUCCGAGUACAUGAACCAAGCUGCACUCUUUGGUGGGAACCCGCGCUACGAGAACGUGCCACUCAUUGGAAGAGGCUCCCCCCCUCCCACGUACUCCCCCAGCAUGAGGGCCACCUACCUGUCCGUGGCGGAUGAGCACCUGGGGCACUACCCAGCCUAAUGACACCUGCCCAGGGUUCUAGCCUCCUCGCAGCUGCGUUUCUUUCAUAGAAACCAAAGGCAGGACUAUGGAUGUUGGCACUGAGACUGGUGAAGAUGCAAGCCUGGGGUUGCCUCAGAGGUUCCUGACUAAGGCCCAAGCUGGAGGAAGACCCAUGACUUGGGCAGCCUCUCCCUCUUCUGUCUGCUGCCACCAAGCACUUGGCGGCCUUGGAGGUGCUGCCCCCAAGCUGCCACUCCUCAUCCCCUCUCCACAGCCUGGCUGGACCCGGCCUGACCUCCACCCUCACCAGAUGGGGCAGGCAGCAAGGACAGGGCCAGGCAGGUGCCGCCACCCUUGGAGCCAAUCCCUCUGGGGGCCCCACUGCCAGGACCUGGCCCCCUGUUAGCUUAGCCAGGCUCAGAAGCCCGGGUGACCUUUCUCCGAGUUGCCGUUGUCCUUCACGGCUGCCCUAUUGGGGCAGCAUUUCCCUACAGCCUCCAUGAUCUCACCUCCAUCCCAGAAAUGAUGCUCUGAGGUAGUCAGCUGUGGCCAGGGGCGGUCUCAGGUAUUAACAGACACUUUGAAAGCGACCUUAACUCUUUUUUUUUUCCCUCCCAGUUUUUAAAUAUUUUGAUUAUCCAAAGAACCAAUGCCUAUAGCACGUCCAGUUUUUACUGUAGACUCGGCGCUCAUUCCUCAGCUUGGUUUUUCUGCCACUACUUGGCAGAUUUUUCUGGCACUGACCAGUUCUUGAUGGACCUGGAGGUGGGGCUGGACUUUUAAACAGAAUAAAGAUCAGGGAGAUGUUCUGCCCCAAGCUGCUGUUAGGUGGGGAUCUGGGUUGACCCCACUCCAGAGGGAGGCUCUUUAAGAAGGGGGAGAAGCUGAACUGAACAGAGCCCCCUGUUCUUGGUGGGGUUGGGGUAGCUGAAUGGCCAAGCCACCUGUCCCCUCCCUUUUGUCUUCAAGCAAGUUUGACUUGGCUUUAGCAGAAGCAGGGUUUAGCAAAAGCAGGACAACUGAGUCUCGAAGUGGAGACAGGCUACUUCCCUACCUCCCGACUACCGUGUCCCAGGCUCCUGACUGUACCUGCUAGAUGGAAAUGAUCUUGUUGGUCGGGAGGGAAUAAUGACCCACCUUCCUGCCCUGCGGAGGAUCCAGGGUGAGGGUCUUUGGUGCUCCAACCUUUGCCAAUUCGGUGCACAACAGGGAACCCCCUCCCCUACCUCAUACACCAAAGUAGGGACACGGGGUGCCAUGGCUUGGGGCGGGGCUCCAUUCCUGCUUGGGAAGAGCCACUUUGUCAUCAAAACACUGACAGCAGAGUGGUUCCCAGCCAAGCCUCUGUGACAGAACUGGGCCUGUGUCUCACCCACACUAACCUGUACAUACCGUGUACCAUAAGCCUACCCUUUGUAUGUCCAUGUUGCGUGCGGGUGGGGGUGCCUGCACCAUCAAGGUGUUCUUAAUGUGUCAUUGUUGGCAACUAGAAGAGGUGUUUUGAAUGCAUGUAAACUGAGCUCAAAUUCCUUGGGUGGCUCCUGACGGAGCCAGGUGGGCAGAGCUCUGCUUCAUACCUGUGUAGCCUCACCUGGAAGAGAAAUAAACCACUUACACUAAA